GAAGAGGUCAUUGAUGACUUUGCGAUUAUACAAAAUUACAAAGGAAAAGUGUAGCUGUUUUAGUGUGAUUUAACUGUUUACCUCUAGUUUUUUUAGUGUAAGCAUAUAAAUAAACAUAACAUGGCUGGUGCAAUGUUAUUCGAAAGAUCACGCCUGUCGUCGACGAACAGAGACGAAGACGUCCGCAUGACCGACAAAAUGGUUAGCACUGGCGAGGUGCCCGAAGAUGACGAAGAAAACAUACGGGCUAAAGAGCAAGGAAUAUUGAACCUCGGUGAAAAAUACAAGAAAGAAGGUAAAGCUAAGGAAUUAGCCGAACUUAUCAAAGCAACUAGACCGUUUCUCAGUCUCAUAAGUAAAGCGAAAGCAGCAAAACUUGUCCGUUCACUGGUUGAUUUCUUCCUUGAUUUGGAAGCUGGCAUUGGUAUAGAAGUACAAUUGUGUAAAGAAUGCAUAGAAUGGGCAAAAGAAGAACGUCGCACGUUCCUACGGCAGUCCCUGGAAGCCAGAUUGAUCGCUUUAUAUUACGACACAGGUAUGUACACAGAAGCUCUCGAUUUAGCCACAGCGUUACUCAAGGAGCUCAAGAAGUUAGAUGAUAAGAACCUGCUAGUAGAAGUCCUCCUUUUAGAGAGCAAAACCUACCAUGCACUUAGCAAUUUACCAAAAGCUCGUGCUUCCCUCACCUCAGCCAGGACAACAGCAAACGCGAUCUAUUGUCCUCCUAAAAUGCAAGCAGCUCUUGAUUUACAAUCUGGCAUACUCCAUGCUGCUGAUGAACGUGAUUUCAAAACAGCUUACUCAUAUUUCUAUGAAGCUUUUGAAGGUUAUGAUGGUGCCGAUAGCCCUAAAGCCCUUACUGCUUUGAAAUACAUGCUACUGUCAAAAAUCAUGUUAAACCAGGCAGAAGAAGUGAAUACAGUUUGUGGCAGCAAGGCGGCUCUUAAAUAUGCUGGAAAAGAGUUGGAAGCAAUGCGGGCUGUUGCCACUGCUUCCCAUAAGAGAUCACUGGCUGAUUUUCAAGCUGCAUUAAAAACUUAUAAACGUGAACUGGAGGAAGAUGCAGUAGUCCGUGCCCAUCUUGGGGCUCUUUAUGACACUAUGCUGGAGCAAAAUUUAUGUCGUAUUGUAGAACCCUAUAUGCGUGUUCAAGUAGAUCAUGUUGCACGUUGUAUCCGUCUGCCUGUAGUUCAAGUUGAGAAGAAGUUGUCACAGAUGAUUUUGGAUAAAAAAUUGAAUGGUAUACUGGACCAAGGAGAAGGGGUACUUAUUGUAUUUGAUGAAUCACCCUUGGAGAAAACCUACGAGACAGUUCUGGAAACCAUCCAUCACAUGAGUAAGGUUGUUGAUACUCUUUACCAGAAAGCCAAGAAACUUUCAUAGACCCAUAUUGUAAAUUUGUUGUAGCAUUAAAGUAUAUCAAAGUAACCAUAAAUUUUCAGUUCAAACAUUUGUAAAUGGAACUAUUUUUUGAUUGAAUACAAAAUUUCAUUAUUUGUAUCUACCAAAAUGCAAGCUGAAUAGUGAUUUACUAAUAAAUAAUAAAUGUAAAAAGAGUUUUAACAACUGGGGAAUAGCUGUGAUGUUGUCACAGAUAUUCUGCAAGUGAUAUACUAUGAAAUUGCUUCUUUUUUUUAAAUAUGCAUCUUUGAAAUAAUACUAAUCUCAUUUGAUUUAACAUUUUUUGUUAACAUAAAUUACUGAAAAAUUACAAUAUUCUGUUUUAAUGAGAAAAAUAAAAGGUGUUCUUC
This is a messenger RNA of Diatraea saccharalis (sugarcane borer), 1751 nucleotides long. The record is from the annotation of a GenBank genome assembly. Lineage: Eukaryota; Metazoa; Arthropoda; Insecta; Lepidoptera; Crambidae.